Echinococcus granulosus is the source of this 417-nucleotide messenger RNA. RefSeq lists its product as hypothetical. Bases 1 to 417 code for a protein of 138 amino acids. The transcript is spliced from 2 exons. The record is from RefSeq and is a predicted model, not a curated record. NCBI's taxonomy places the organism in Eukaryota, Metazoa, Platyhelminthes, Cestoda, Cyclophyllidea, Taeniidae.
AUGCAUUUAUCCCAGUGUAAUCCUCCCUCUACAGUUGAGGCACGACCCCUGACGGAUGAGAACGAGACACUGGCCGAAGCGAUUGAGCAGCUCUACGAAAAGACGAUGGCCACGAAGACAAAGAAAGUCCUGGAGACGAUGGAGAAGGAGGCAGAGUUGUAUUCUGUCCUAGCAGCCAUCGCCAAGCGUCAGGACCUACAAGAAGAGGUGGCACAAGAGACGCAACGAUUAGUGAGGAUGGGACAGCUGUUGCACGAAGAGGUCGAUGGGUCGAGUUUGGCUCAAAAACGUCGGAUGGUUGGGUCAAACCACCUUGUGGAAGGAUUGGUGUCUCCGGUGGAUGCGGAUGAAGAGGCUCUUCAAAAUUACAUUGAGCAAUUUCACAAGACAUUUCGAGGCGACCCCGACGAGGUAUAG